Molecule: messenger RNA, 729 nt
Organism: Cyanidioschyzon merolae strain 10D
Lineage: Eukaryota; Rhodophyta; Bangiophyceae; Cyanidiales; Cyanidiaceae
Exons: 1
Coding region: 1-729 (242 amino acids)
Source: RefSeq, a predicted model, not a curated record
AUGGCGUUUGACAUCGAGGAUGCAGUCGCUGCUCGUCUCGAUGACUGGAGACACAGCGAUCAGCUUGAAAGUCUGGUGGUCGCGGAAGCACCUCAGCGUGAAGCUAAACGCCUUCGUACGAAAGCAACCGUCGGAAGCCCCACCAGGGCCAACGAGCUGCAACCGCACGCGCGCACUGGACGCGAACCAAAGCACUCGAGUUCACCAUCAGGGAACGCUACGGCAAUGGGUCUAGGGUCCGACAAACACACUCGAGCGGGGCUGCCCAAGCCAGCGGUUUGUAAUCGCGGAGCGCUUUCCACGCAGGGAAGAUUCGACAAACGCGCCGCCAAGGACAGAUCCGCGAGCUCGCCAAAGUGUUCACCUGAAAUCAGCAUUUGGAGCACCAGUCAAACGAUAAAAUGCGAGCAAGAGUCAUAUGGAGUACCUGGGCGGCGAGCAGCGCGCGCUGGAACGCACCGCGCUGCGUCUCGGCAGGAGACCGCACGAACCUACGACUCUAUCGCCGAGCUGCUCGCUGAGACUCGAAAAGACAUUGGUGAACUGGUGAAGCAUGGCCGUCACAGCCGUAAACGAAUCGAUUGGUUUGCGUAUCGUGGACCGAUGAUCCCUCGGAAGAUUCUUUGCGGCCUGAGAGCCAAACAGAAAGAGCGAGAACGGAGAGCGAAAGCGCUGGCACGAGCCGCUGGGCUCGGGGGGACACGUCAUCGGAGUCGCAGAAAAUCAUGA